Hydractinia symbiolongicarpus is the source of this 1001-nucleotide messenger RNA. RefSeq names its product acidic leucine-rich nuclear phosphoprotein 32 family member E-like. The transcript is spliced from 6 exons. The coding region runs from base 134 to 787 and encodes 217 amino acids. NCBI's taxonomy places the organism in Eukaryota, Metazoa, Cnidaria, Hydrozoa, Anthoathecata, Hydractiniidae. The record is from RefSeq and is a predicted model, not a curated record.
AGCAGAAGUAUUAAUAAAAGCAAAAACUAUCAAAAUAAAUUUUUUUAGUAAAAUUUAUAUAUAUAUAUAUAUAUAUAAUUUUAACUGUUAGAUAAAUGUAUAGUGUUAAAUAUUGUAAAUAAAGAACCAUGAGAUGAUUGUAUUAAAACCAGGUGAACCAACGCCAGAUUUAUCUUCUUCUGACUUAGAAAACAAUAAGUCAUCAUCUCAGAACAGUAGAUGUGGAAGUGCUAAUCGCGUUGAAAGUUUUCUUCCAAAAAUAAAACGCAAAGAUGACAUAUCAGCACAUUUAGCAGACACUUUGCAUGAGUCAGCCAUCAAUUUGACAUCCGAAAUGGAAUUGUCUGAAAGAAAUAGUAAAAAAAUUCCUGAGAAAUCAAUGGUGGAAGUUUCACCAACACAGAGGGCUCCUCUGGAACUUUCAGCACAAUUUUUAGACGCAGUCAUGUCUAAAGAUUACAAGUCAGCCAAACUAUUGUGCUCGCAGAUUUUAGCCAUCGAACCUCACAACCAAACCUGCAGAGAAUUUGAAUGUGUUUUGAAUGAAGCUCUAACUCUUGAAGAUUCGGACUCCAGCGAAGAAGAAACAGAUGAAAGUGAUUCUGAUUUUGAAGAAGAAGAAGAAGAAGAGGAAGAGGGAGAAGUAUGUGAAACUUCAGGAGAAAGUGAUGCUGAAGAUGGAGAUGAUGAUGAUGAUGAUGAUGACGAUGACGAUCUAACAGCUGAAGAAGUUAACAAAUUAAAUCUCUUAGUUGGAGGUAUCAACAUUGUAAAAAAAGAAAGAUAACUUGUGUUGCCUUCUAUGUUUUCAUUUGGACAUGGUUUUGACGAUAAAACUAAGUUCGGAUCGAUACAUAAUUUGAAUUUUAACAUUUUUGAUCAGAAGUUGUUUGGGUGUAUAAUAUUGAAAAGUAAUAUAUAUUUAAAAGAAGAAUUUUUUUCAAACUUGUAAAUAAAAAAUCGUUGAGAAAGUUUUUUUUAAAAGAUUGAAAGCAGAUCUA